Molecule: messenger RNA, 5627 nt
Organism: Budorcas taxicolor (takin)
Lineage: Eukaryota; Metazoa; Chordata; Mammalia; Artiodactyla; Bovidae
Gene: SMAD3
Product: SMAD family member 3
Exons: 9
Coding region: 107-1384 (425 amino acids)
Biological process (GO): anatomical structure morphogenesis; SMAD protein signal transduction; transforming growth factor beta receptor signaling pathway
Cellular component (GO): heteromeric SMAD protein complex
Molecular function (GO): I-SMAD binding; RNA polymerase II cis-regulatory region sequence-specific DNA binding; DNA-binding transcription factor activity, RNA polymerase II-specific
Source: RefSeq, a predicted model, not a curated record
GGCGGCCGCAGCCGGCCCGGGCUGAGCUCCCCGCUGCGCCCCCGGCGUCCCGCCGCGCCUAGCCCCGCCGGGGGCGCUCCUCGCAGCUCGCGCGCCCUCCUCAACCAUGUCGUCCAUCCUGCCUUUCACUCCCCCGAUCGUGAAGCGCUUGCUGGGCUGGAAAAAGGGCGAGCAGAACGGGCAGGAGGAGAAGUGGUGCGAGAAGGCAGUCAAGAGUUUGGUCAAGAAGCUCAAGAAGACGGGGCAGCUGGACGAGCUGGAGAAAGCCAUCACCACGCAGAACGUCAACACCAAGUGCAUCACCAUCCCCAGGUCCCUGGAUGGCCGGCUGCAGGUGUCCCACCGGAAGGGGCUCCCCCAUGUCAUCUACUGCCGCCUGUGGCGAUGGCCCGACCUGCACAGCCACCACGAGCUGCGGGCCAUGGAGCUGUGUGAGUUCGCCUUCAACAUGAAGAAGGACGAGGUCUGCGUGAAUCCCUACCACUAUCAGAGGGUAGAGACCCCAGUUCUACCGCCUGUGUUGGUGCCCCGCCACACAGAGAUCCCGGCCGAGUUCCCCCCGCUGGACGACUACAGCCAUUCCAUCCCCGAAAACACUAACUUCCCCGCCGGCAUCGAGCCCCAGAGCAAUAUUCCAGAAACCCCACCCCCAGGCUACCUGAGUGAAGAUGGAGAGACCAGUGACCACCAGAUGAACCACAGCAUGGAUGCAGGUUCUCCAAACCUCUCCCCGAAUCCGAUGUCCCCAGCACACAAUAACUUGGACCUGCAGCCUGUCACCUACUGCGAGCCCGCCUUCUGGUGCUCCAUCUCCUACUACGAGCUCAACCAGCGCGUCGGGGAGACAUUCCACGCCUCCCAGCCGUCCAUGACGGUGGAUGGCUUCACCGACCCCUCCAACUCGGAGCGCUUCUGCCUGGGGCUGCUCUCCAACGUCAACCGGAACGCGGCUGUGGAGCUGACGCGGAGGCAUAUCGGGCGGGGCGUGCGGCUGUACUACAUCGGAGGGGAGGUCUUCGCAGAAUGCCUCAGUGACAGCGCCAUCUUUGUGCAGUCUCCCAACUGUAACCAGCGCUAUGGCUGGCACCCAGCCACCGUCUGCAAGAUUCCACCAGGGUGCAACCUGAAGAUCUUCAACAACCAGGAGUUCGCUGCCCUCUUGGCUCAGUCCGUCAACCAGGGCUUCGAGGCUGUGUACCAGCUGACCCGCAUGUGCACCAUUCGCAUGAGCUUCGUCAAAGGCUGGGGAGCCGAGUACAGGAGACAAACUGUGACCAGCACCCCCUGCUGGAUUGAGCUGCACCUGAACGGACCUUUGCAGUGGCUUGACAAGGUCCUCACCCAGAUGGGUUCCCCUAGCAUCCGCUGCUCCAGCGUGUCCUAGGGACACUGCGAGUGAAGAGGGAGGGGAGGGAGGGUGGAUCUGGGGAAGAGGGCCAUAUAGGAGGCGGAGAAAUCAGAACUCAACUCACUGGUGUCAAAGAAGAAAUUUUUCUCCCUCAACUAAAGUGGCAUCAGCCUGUUUUCCAAAACUCGAAAGCAAACCCAGAGGUGGAUUUCUAGGAACAGCUGUCUGCUUAACACGUUGGCCCUUCGGCCCCGCUAUGAAGGGUAAGAAACGGCUUCUGCUCUGGUGGCGUGAGCAGACAGGUAGUGUUUCACCACCUGCCGCUCCCCUGGUCCCCUUCUUUCUUAAAGACAGCAAACUGAGAUGUCACCGCCCAACAGGAAUUGGCCCCCUGGUUAGGACUGGAGUGUGGACUUCGCCUUGGGUGCUCUGGGCAGGGAGAAGCCUGCAGGGGUCUGAGCACACCACGGGCCCAGCCCUCCCCUUCCACUGAAUAUUCCCAAACCCCAGUAGGAGCAGACCGUGUACCUGGGCGCUGAAUUGACUUGCGGCGGGAAAGGGGCUCGUCUGUCUCCACCUCUCUGAGCCUACUGAUGGUGUCCACAAUCGAGCACGUAGGGACCGGUGGCAAGAGGUGGUAAGACACCUCUUCUUUAAAAAUGACCUUAAAUUUGCCCUCAUUUUCAGCAGUUGGCAGGAUCUGUUGAGGCUCAGCGCAUAUGCGGCAUACAGUUUGUAUCAUCCUGUUAAUCUCACAAGAGAUCCGAAUCACAGUGUUCCCAGGAGGUAGCUGUCCGUGAGGUGUGCGAGGGUGUCCCGGUCACCUGUAAGAGCUCGCUCCGCUUUCUCAUGCAUUUGGUUAUAUUGGUUGGUAUAGUCGGUUGCGUUAAUUAAGUGAACUGUAUCGUAUGUUCUUUUAAACAUUUGAUUAAAAAAAAAAAAACCACCCCGGUUGACACACUGACUGGGAAACCAGAGUGGGACCCAGCAACUUCUCUCCCAAAGUGAAGCUUUUUCUAGGUUUUGUUAAGACACCUGCCAGUACUUUUGGAAGCUGAAAUUGACAGAAGCACAUUCAUCAAGAGGAAAAGAUCUCAGACCGACAAAGACAAAUAAAAGGGCUAUUAAAAAAUUAUUUUUACACCUUUGACAACUGCAGAAUUGGUGCAAAGAGGUCUGUCAUCUUUCCCCUGCGGUAUGAGAUUAUCUAGCUCACGGCAGAGGCCCGUCAGUGACAACUCUAGCAGUUAGAAUGCGUAAUAAGUAUUGCUCUUCGUGGCAAUUAGUGAGGAAACUACUAUAGAUUAUUUCAACUGGAAAACAAAGAGCCCCCUUAUACUGACCUUUUGCAGAAUACAGCAGAUGGAAUUGUCACUUGCAAUUGGUACUUUAUUCUUUGCUGCUGUUUUUUGUAUGAAAUGACUUAUCCCAUAUUUUUUGCAUGGUUUUCUACCAGGAAAAAUAAAGGGAUUUCCUAUGGAAGUCCUGUAUUAUUCCAGGUGAAGGGAAGAAAGUUGUGUACUUUUGGCAGGUAUAAACCUCAAAUGUGAUGACAUUUGUGAUGCUGUGUGGAGACGCUGGAUGCUUCCUGGUGCCUUGCUCGCAGGACCCUAGGCCUCAGAAGCUCCAGCCCCAAAGUCCAGGUAGGAGGGCUGCUCACCAUGCCUCCAGAGGACACAGCAGCAGACAGGAGUGCCUUGCCAGACCUGGACUACACACAGGGCUGCAGAGUCCAGAGACACCACACAGCCCCUCACUCCACCUGAGGCCAGAUGCUGUGGGUCUGAAGUUUCUGCCUGGUGUGAAAUGAUCGUGGACUGCUUCUUACAGAUACAAGAAAUCGUCUGAACCUCCUGGAUGUGUUUCUGCUCUCGGUCAGCUCUGAGACCGGUGGUAUGGCUUCUAACUUCAGUUCGGCUGGAGCCGUUGCAGUGCCCCCACUAAAAGCCACGGGGAGCAGUCUCCAGGGGCCCGUGAUCUCCUGUGAGCACUUCCUGCGGCACACAGCUGUCCUCCAGGUACUUGGGAUCUGGCUUCAGGUACAGCCCAAUUUGGGUGAUCUGGUUGGUCACGUCUGGCUGCAUCUGGAUGGCGUCUUAGAACCCACAAUGCUGAAAGCUAAAGAAUCCUUCUAGGAGGCAUGGAGUUUUGUGUUUUUUCCCAAAAGCUACUUACUUGGCCUUUUCUCUUUAUAACUAGACUGCUGAAGGAGGAUGGGUAAGGAAGAAGUGGGGAAGACCACGUUCAGCACCCUUCAAAAGAAAAUUUGGUUGUAUCUAGAGGUUAGGAUCUGGUUUCAUUCCCAUCAUAGAGGCUGCGUAAGUGGCUUUGAGGCAUGUGUAAUAUUAGUGUCCUACAAGUCAUAAAAAGUAGUUCUAAAACCCUAUUGCAUAAAGGCAUUUAUACAUUGAAAGACAGGACAGGUGAAGGGGCAGGAGGAGGGCAGUUCUCGGGGGUGAUGGCAGCUGCUGGAGAGUGCUUCUGGUGUCAUUGUCCGGGCUCCCUGCCAGGCCACCUUCACCUUGCGGCUUGUGGCAAUGCUGACCUGGGUGUAGCUACAGCGCAGGGGCCCUAGACCCUGGCCUCGGCACCUCCCCCGGGAGCCAGCUUCUGUUCCCUUUCCUCUCCUCCCACACCCUCCCCACUCCUAACUUUAUUUAGUACUGGGAGCCUUCCAGCGCAAGUAGGUAGCCGCCCUGGCAGUUCGGGUUACAGGCCUGUGCUGGCACGUCAUCUCUGCUAGCCACCUUCCUGGCAGGCUGCAGACCUGACAUUUUGAGACAAACCCAGAGUCAGGAGCGGGGACUUUGACUCUUAGGAGGAACAGACAGGAGGGCAAGGCUGCUGGCAGACUUUUUCAUUGUCCUUAUGUUGUCUGUGAGGUGUUUUUUUUUUUAAUCGUCCGUGGUGAUUAUUUUUUUAAAUCAUUGUUAACGUAUUGGAAUGAGCUGUAGCACAUAUCUUGUGCUUCAGUUUGUUUUUCUCCAUCUCCCUCUGGCUUCCUGGAGUUUGGACAUAUUCCAGGGCUAAAUGCUUUUACUCAAACCACAGAAAAAAGUGUUCUUGAAGUAAUGUGUGCAUGUCAUGCAUUUGGGGAGAAGGCAGAGAUCUGAUUUCAUUUGCAGCCCCAAGCUGCCAUUUCUGAGGCUCUGAGGACCUCUGCGGGGCCAGAGCUCCCAUUAGGCCACUCUCUGCAGUCUGUAAAAGGAGGGAGGGACAGGAAUUGGCAUGCUGCUCCUACGACUGUUUAUCAAGGGGGUUACCAGUGGCAAGAGGGAGCGUGUUUGGUUCUGAACCCUGUAUCUCACUGUGACUUCAGCUGGCAUUGUUUGGAGUUUUCUCCCUAAAUCUACAUCUUUGCUAGAAGAAAACCUCAACAUAGUCGUGUCACUUUGGUGUGGUACAGGUGUUCCCUUCCAGAACCUUCCUUCAAGUAACAGUCUUGGAGGAGUAUCAGCCACUUCUCAAGUGGGUAGGAAAGCAGAAGAAUGUAUGGAUCAAAACUGAAGAGGCAUCUCUGAUGGGAGAGUCGGGAGAUGACUUGCUAUACAAGCAACCUUUCAGAAACACGGCUAUCACAAAGAAAAACUCAUGUAUUGUGUAAACUGGAUUGAGAAAUUCUCUCAAGUGAUCCUGUAAUUUUUUUUUUUUUAAUGCUGAAGUAAUGUACACUCGAGCAUUCUGGUGUUUUUAUAUUUAUGUAAUAAUUUCUUAAAACCAAGACAGAUAACUAUUUAAUUUUGGAAGAAAGUUGGAAAUGGCUCUCCUCCCGAGGACAGUGGCUUGGGAAGAGACGGGCCGCAGUGCCUCUGGGCUUGGCCCCCAGAGCCACCAACCCAGGCUGGCUCCCUGUGUGGCAGCAUGUGAACACAGGCAGCUAGCUCAGGCAAACGCAGGCCCGUCCACAGGGGCCUCUGAACCCAGCCCCUCCCCCUUCCCAGGGGCGAGAACUGUACAGAGGGCUGGAGCCACCUGCCCCCAAGAAGCCUUCAUUCACCUUCCGUGCUGCUGUUGCAACUAGGCUGUCCUGGGCGGGACUCCUGCUUGGGUGGGGAAGAGAAUGGAGGAUGCUGAUUACCUUCCCUUCUCAGCCAGCCUGACCUUUUAAUACCUUUGUAAAAAGCAUGUAUGUAUUUAUAGUGUUUUAGAUUUUUCUAACUUUUGUAUCUUAAGAGCUGAGCACCUGUUCAAGCAUUGUACCCCUAUUGUUAAAUGUGUCCUCUCUCUCCUCUCUUCCUCCCGUAAGUGCCCUUCUAAUAAAACUUUUCAUGGAAAAGCA